AUUGACUAUGUUCUCGCCCCGCCGUAUUUGGGAUUUUGACCUUAUUCUGACAAAAUGCAUUAUAAUCUUUGUUGACCGUUAAUCACUCGUUUAGGGCACAAUUAUUUCUCGUUCGUUCUAUAUUGUAGGCCUACUUAUUGAGAGAAAUGUUCGACAACAUCGACAGGUUAAUACACAUCUUGGAUUGAACAAAGAUCUCAAGUUUGUAUAACACCUGGUAACACCACUAACAACUCGUAGUUCUUUCAUCUAGACUUGUAUAUCGCGGGAAUGCUCUCUAUUUUCCACGUGCAUUGGGCAUACACUGACGAAUAAUAAAUUAUAGUCAACAGCAAUUAGAGGAGUGCACUUGGGUUGACCCGUACCGAGUUUAUAAAACCACAUAUCAAGUUCGUUAACAUGGGAACACAGCUACCAUCUUCGAUCCCCGGUUUGAGAGACUUCGUCAGCGAUUCGGAAAGAUUUGAGGACGUCUUCGAGACGGCUUUCUUGCCCAACAAUGACGGUGUGCCCAAACUGGAACGAUGGUUCGAAAUGGACUUCGAGCAGGAGGUCGUGGUGAAGAUGACAAAGUCUCACCCGACCGAUAAGGAACUUCGUUUGCUUGGGAUCGGUACGGGAAACGGAAGGACGGACACAAUGAUGCUUGAGAAGUUUCUUCGUCAUUUUACCAAAAUCCAUUACACCGUGGUAGAACCAGAUCAGCCAGCUUUCAAGGAGUUCAAAGAUACAGUUGAGAAAAGUUCAAACCUCUCAAACGUCAUCUUUGACUGGCAAAACACGACCAUUGAAGAAUACUGGACAAAUUCCGAGGAUUCUCAGGAGUUUGACUUUAUCAGCAUGGUACACACUGCGUAUUAUUUGGAGGAUGUCGGGAUGACCAUGGACCGUCUGCUGGCAUCCUUGACCGUAGGGGGCGCGAGUCUUCUCGUUCACAAAUCAGGAGAGAACAAGACCUCGGAAUUCGCCCAUCAGUUACCGUGGAUUUCCAAACCUUCCCACAUGUCGCCGGGACGUCGUAUCCUCGACGCUGCCCGUCGUGCAAAUCAACGUCGACUUCGUGUCACUCCAUUUCCAGCUGUCAUCGACGUCACUUCGGUAUUCGAUGCCGGGUCUGACGUCGGACCCAAACUGAUGGACUUUUUAACCCAAGGUGCCUACUUUUGCCAAACAGCGUCUGAAGACGUCUUGAAUGGUACAAUGGACAUUCUGAGAUCGUUGACCACGAAGAGCGAUGACGGCAAGAGAAUACUGAUAAGUAAUGAUUUUGAAAUAAUAGAGAUAUGGAAAGACCCUUCUUCGUAAGUUCAUAUAUUUUCAAUGAUUCUCCAGAGAUUCAAAUAUUUACUAUAUGUAUUGUCACUAUAGGUAGUGUCUGACUUAUUUUUGGACAGAUUUGCGAAAAAAAAGUCUUAUUAAUGUGAAAGCUAUGAUUGUUUCUAACGUGUUUAUGGAAUCUACGAUGGAAAUGUUACAUUAAUCAAGAUGUCUUUUUCAUUAAGAAAAUUUAUCACUUUUUUAUAUAGUUUAUUCUUUUUUCUUAAUCAAUUCAAUAUACCCCCAUCCUCUCUCUCUCUCUCUCUCUCAAUAGACUGAUCGAACUGACUAUAUUCUAUGCCUCUUUCUCCCAUAUCCGAUCCCCCUCUCAUAAUUAUAGAAAAUUAUUUCUUUAUAUCCUCUUCGUCUUUUCUUCAUCCGCUGUUCAUGUUUCGCAGUUUACGUUUCAUGUUUCACUCUUUGAUCAACUUCGCUAAAUUACCUCCCCAUUGGAACACAAAAUUGUCACCGAAGCUUGACAUGAAAAACAUGGAGUCAGUUACAAGGCCAUUUUGUAAUGUUAAAUGUUUACUGUAAUAGUAUAAAAAUCAUUUAUUUGCAUAGUCAUACUCGCAAUAUUAUCUAAAUAUGUUUGAAUCUUAGAAGAAAAAAAGUAUUAAAUCGUGUUGUGAGGAUCACAGUUUUUUUUUUUUUUUUUUUUUUUUUGGGGGGUAGACAUAUCUGCACCUCCUUCGAUUGCAUUAAGCUUGAUAUCAGUUGCAAGUAAAUUUAAUGAUAAAGAGUCAAUCAGAAAACUUGCAAUCAACUGCGAAUUGACAAUUGGGUCCUAAUUGGUUUCUUACAUCGAACAGUAAAAAAGGAUUUUUUGUAUUUUGACUUGUUCUAUUUAGAGUACAAUUAAUAUUUGCAAAUAAUUGCCACCCAUGUUUUUUAUUUGCAAGGACCUCACACACGGACUUUAAAAAUAUAUCUCCGCAAAAUAGUCACGAACUAGAGUUGACUUUAGACAACUUGAGAAACAUAGGGGAAAGCGGAAGAUAAGGUAUCCUUUGAAUCUUAUAGGCAUAUUUUCGUUAAAAAAUCCUAUUUAAUUCUUGAUUUUGCCAAACAAAUUGUCACGUUUCCCCUUAAAGAAAUGGUGUGUUGGAGCUAAUUAUAUCAGUUUUGAUAUGAGGGCGAAGAAACAGAUCAUCAAAACGCUGCUUCCUCCAAGCGCAGAUGGACCUGAAACAUUGAACAAAAAUAUAUAAAGAUGAAAAUGAAUAGCCAGAUAGUUGAUCUUAAGUAUUCUAAUGACAAGUAUUUUUCAUAGAUUCCAUGAACUAUUUCGAUACGUCUUAUGUAGACCAGGAAAAAUAAAUUAAAGGAAAUAACACAGUUUCCUUUUAUCAUCAUGCUAAUGCGAUAGCGUAAUGAGGAGAUAAAAUGAUGAGGUGCUUUGGGAAAUUUACCAAGAUAGCAGUGUCAACGUGCAAACACAAACAUUGUUUGCCAUGGGUAAGACAUCGAAAUAAGUACUAGUAACUGAUCGCAAUAUGAAGGGAAAUUUUAUUAAAAUUAUGACGUAAAAGAAAUCCCAGAAUAAUGGGUGCUUUUAAGUAAAACCAUGAAUUGAAAUUUGUGUAAGAUUUUGUGUGAUCCUGUGUGAACACUGGUGGUUUAAUUUUAACGUUAUUGUUUUUGCAAUGAAUAUACAUUUUUGUUUGUAUAAUAAUAUUGCAUUAUAUAAUUUACCUCCAGCUGUUGUAGACUCUUGAGUAGUCACUGUUUAUGAUAAGAAGAGGAAGACAAAAAAUGUUGAAUUUAAAAUAGUAUGCAUUGGGUAAAACAAAUAUUACAACUCUGGAAAGAAGAGAAUGUUUAAUGCAAGGAAUAUAAUAGUAAAUUUUAUCAUUUAUUUUCUAAUCCUUUCAUGUAAUCUUGUUAUUUGGAGGUGCACACCAGUUUUGAUUUUUGAUUAUUAGUAUAGUUGCAUUAGCUGUGUCAUUUUCCCCUGCCACAUUUUUUUUUCUUUCUUUUCUUUUAAUACCAAGUACAAACCAUAAAUUGAACACAGUGCGCUUAGAAACACCAGUAGUAAGCGCUUUAUAAAUGUUAUGUAUUAUUUUUAUGAUGUCGAGAAAUUAAGGAUACAAAAAUGCUUUCCUUAAACAGCCAUUUUCUUUCGAGAUAUCUGUAGGCCUAGCGUUGUAAUCCAUUGCCUUAAAAGUUACAACAUACACACCUUCCACACACCCACACAUAAACUAAAGACAGACAGAUACAUGUAUAUACCCCUCACCAACACCCACGUAAUAUGCAUUUGUACACACCAAUAUGCUAAAGUACAUUUAUAAAGUCACAACAUCUCCCAGUCCCACGCACACAUACACCCUCUUAGACGCAUACACACACACACAUCCAUGUCAAUAUACAGUGCGUUUCAGAAAAAAAGGUAAUCCAAAUCUAAAGGGCUGAUAUUCGGAUCAUAUUUAAUUUCGUGACAUUAUUGUGUAUGGAUAUUAAAUAGAAACAAAUCAGCUUUCUAACGAUACCCUAUAUUUGUGCCAUUUGCAUUAUGCAUGGCCGAAUUAAUUGAUGUUGAAGACAAAAGGUGCAGAGACCACUUUUUCCAAGUUCUUGAAAACUUGAUGAAAAGGCAGAGGCUGAUGUAAAUACUUUCAUCGAUGCCUGAGCUGAUAAAAAUCUUUUGAUUGGACCUUUUUCUUCCAAAGGAGUGUAAAUAAGUGAAUGUACUUGCACAUCAUUAAUGAGUAGAAUAUACCACAGUUGGAACAACAUUUUGAGAGACAGUUGUGAGGAGUGUACAGGCAUCUUUGGUGGAUUCAGGGCGGCGCUCCUGCCCAUACUUCCAACAUCAUUCGUGAUAGACUGAGAUAACUCUUUGGACAUUAAGUUGUUGCCCUCAACCAUGGCAUUGAACGGCCACCAAGAUCACCUCACAGCCUGUGAUUAU
Lytechinus pictus (painted urchin) is the source of this 4234-nucleotide messenger RNA. RefSeq names its product histamine N-methyltransferase-like. Lineage: Eukaryota; Metazoa; Echinodermata; Echinoidea; Temnopleuroida; Toxopneustidae. The coding region runs from base 400 to 1305 and encodes 301 amino acids. The record is from RefSeq and is a predicted model, not a curated record. The transcript has 5 exons.